GCUCCCCGCAGCCGGCAGGCGAGGUCGUCCCUUUCCCUUCCGGUCCUUUUGGCCCGCUGUAGCUAAUAAGUAGUGUACUCCGUAACCAGCAGCAGCAUGCAGGCGGUGGGCAUCCGGCGUGGUCUGACCAUCGACCCGGCCGGGGAGGAGGAGGCCCCCGCGGCGCGCGUGUGGCGGCUGGUCCGCGAGAGCCCCGUGGUGAUCUUCGCCCGGCGCGGCUGCUGCAUGGCGCACGUGAUGAGGCGGCUGCUGGCGGCGGUGGGCGCGCACGCCACCGUGAUCGAGCUGGACGCCGGCGCCGCGGAGGAGCAGGAGCUGGCGGCGGCGGUCGAGGGCGGCGGCGUCCCGGCGCUCUUCGUGGGCGGCGACCCCGUCGGUGGCCUCGAGGGCCUCAUGGGGCUCCACCUCAGCGGCCGCCUCGUGCCCCGGCUCAGGGAGCUCGGCGCCCUCUGCGCCUAGCUGAGCUCCUCCGGUGCUCCGUCCGUCUGUCUGUCGGUCCGCGUGCCGGGCGCCCGGACUCGCGAAGAUUCGCAGUCGCAUGCCAUGUGCUGGCUGUACCUGUACAUACUACUACGCUACGCUAGCUACAGGGGGGGAAACGGCAGUGCAGGAGGAGCAGCCAGCAAGCAAAGCUUCUGUUUUUCUUUUUGUUUUUGUUUUUGCUAAUACUGUACUCCAGAGAUUCAAAUCGAAAGGUGCGUGGAUGUAGUUUAGCUAGCAUAAAACUAUGGCACAUGAUUGAAUUGCAGUGCAGUGCAGCCGUGCGUGUAUAGUAGCGACAAAUUAAAGCCGAUUAUUAUU
Molecule: messenger RNA, 801 nt
Organism: Zea mays
Lineage: Eukaryota; Viridiplantae; Streptophyta; Magnoliopsida; Poales; Poaceae
Product: Grx_A2 - glutaredoxin subgroup III
Exons: 1
Coding region: 97-459 (120 amino acids)
Source: RefSeq, marked validated